UGGGUUUGGAGCUUAUUUGGGGAUGCCUCGGUUCUUGCUCUUCGUACUUUCUUUGUUUCUUUCUCUUUUCUCGUUUCUCUUUUCUUUUAUAUAUCUUUACUUCUAUUAUAAAACAGUCAAAAGGCAGACUUCGGUACUGGCAAUUACAAAGCACAUGCAGAUUACCGACCUUCACUACAGCAAACGACUGCUUUUCAUCCACGAACUUGCUCAAGGUAGCAAAGUGAUUUCUAAACCCCGACGCAAGCAGAACACGCACGGGCACAUGUCCUCAUACUCCGAAUUACCGCCUUCUCUGCGCAUCUAUGACAAUCCAACAGUCUAUAUCCAGCAAUCUCUCGCAGGAUCAAAUAGGUGGUGCUGCGGUGCUGUGAGACGACCCCUGUGUCGCUGAGCAUUAACAACGGCUCUGGGGAUGACAACAUCGAACGGGAUGAACGACGACGACGGGGGUGGAUGUG
This is a messenger RNA of Myxozyma melibiosi, 461 nucleotides long. RefSeq lists its product as uncharacterized. Bases 23 to 394 code for a protein of 123 amino acids. The record is from RefSeq and is a predicted model, not a curated record. Lineage: Eukaryota; Fungi; Ascomycota; Lipomycetes; Lipomycetales; Lipomycetaceae. The transcript is spliced from 2 exons.